Manihot esculenta (cassava) is the source of this 1158-nucleotide messenger RNA. RefSeq names its product zinc-regulated protein 8. The record is from RefSeq and is a predicted model, not a curated record. The coding region runs from base 197 to 958 and encodes 253 amino acids. The transcript is spliced from 3 exons. Lineage: Eukaryota; Viridiplantae; Streptophyta; Magnoliopsida; Malpighiales; Euphorbiaceae.
AACCCGCAACCUUCGUUCGAUCUCUCAUUCUCUUCUCCUCAGAUCAUCUGUUCUUAUAACCAUUUCCAACGAGAGAGGAACCUUUGCUAGGGUUAAUUAAUAAUUCUCUCCUUCAACCCAUCUUCCUUAAUUCCCUCAACCUAUGCGUCUUCUUCCUCUCUGAUCUUCUCAUUUUUUUGAUCCAUUCCCCUUUUUCAUGCCCUUCGCCUUCAUGGGUUGUGGCGUUUCCAAGAUAGACCUUAAAGAGGCAGGACAAAUCUAUCCGAUUAGAUCCCUUCGUCGGAGAAGUAGUCUUAAUGAUUCCGAUUCUUCAUCCAGAAAGAAUCGAAAAAGUGUUUCAUCGGUAAACAGCGAAGGUGGUGGUUUCAUGAAAAGGGUGAUCGGUUCAAAUGAGAAAGAGAGAGGUGUGGAGAGAGAUUUAGAAGCUGGUAACGAUCUUGCCAUCUCUCGUUCUAAGCAACCUCAAGGUGAGACAAUGGAGCUGAAAGAAUCUCCCAAGGAAAAAACAAAGUCUCAAAAUAAGGAUCAUGAUCAUGAUCAUGAUCCUAACGAUGAUGAUGAUGAUCAUCACCCAGAAGAUAUGAGGCCAAGCAAUGCAGACGAAAGAUCAGCAAGCAUAUUAUACAGUCCUGGAUCUCCUAGUUUCAGAGUUUAUUGUGUUACUGACAUGAUGAUUGCUUCCUACGAAGAUAAUGAUGAUGAUGAAGAACGAGAAGAAAGUAAAACAAAUAAGGAGAAUAACAAGGGACCGGAGAUUCCACCGGCGAAAAGAGGGAGGAAGGGAAGAGGGUUCAGGAGUGCGAUGAACAUGGGCGGACCAGCUCGAGGACUCCGAGGUGUAUUGCAAAGAGGUGGAUCUGCAGGCAAAAAUAUACUCAGUGCCAACUCUUGCAGAAUUCAGACUUCUUCGCCUUCUAAUAAUGAGAGCACUGCUAAAUUGAUUGCAAAAGCUGGCUGAUGAUAUGAUGACGAUGAUGAUCUAGGCAGAUUAGAUCGUAAUCAAAUCUUUCACUCGCUGACAUUAUUAAUUUCCCCUUCUUUUCUUAAGUUUUGUCCAUGAAAGAAAGAAGAAGAAGAAGAAGGAGGUGAAGAAAUUAAUUUCCUUGAGUCCUUGUCCUUCUGAGCUUCCUCUCCUUUGUAUUACAUGAUUUGAUGAAA